ACAAUCAAGAAAUACAAGAGUCAAAGAAUUUUAUAUAAAAUGUAAAUCACUAUUGUUUAGUAUUUUAGUAAUAGUAUGUUAAACAUUAAUAAUUUUACAACCAUUGCAUUGGCGACUGCUUGACAAUAAAACACAAGAUUCUCGGAAUUUAUAAAUAGGCUACAAUGUAAAAAAAAAAGGUAGAAUGUUACAAUGAUGAGUUACAUAUUAAUCCAAAAUAAUCCAAGGUUAGCUGUAAGCACAGCCUUUCGUGCCCUUGGUACGACGGCACGAGCCUGUGCAAACCACUAUGAUGUUCUUGGAAUUACGCCCAAAGCGAAUCAAAACGAAAUCAAAUCAGCCUAUUAUAAAUUGUCAAAGUUAUAUCACCCAGACAUAUCCAAGGAUGAGGAAACUGAUAAAAAGUUUAGAGCCAUCACAGAAGCAUACAAAGUCCUAGGAAAUAUAGGCCUAAAAAGAUUAUAUGACAAAGGGCUACUGGUUGGUAAAGAAAAUACAACAAGGAUGGACUACAAGCCAGAUCCAGAGCCUACUGAUCCAACGUUAAAGUUCUACAAAUCACGUGUUUCAAGACAUGUCCCUACUAUAGAUGGGAGGACACCCAUUUAUGAUUUUGACACAUGGUCAAAAGAACACUAUGGCAAUAUCUUAAAGAAGAAUGAACAAGCUAAAAGAGCAGUAAAAACAAAGGAAGAGAACAGAAAAAUAAAACAUGAUUCAAUUCGUCAGGAGGCAACAAUGUUUGUUAUUUGUACUAUCACCUUUCUUUUCCUAACACUAACCGUGUUUGGGAAACCCGAGUAUGAUAGAAAUAAAAUAUCUCAUAGACACUCUGGGAGCAAAGAUAGUUGAGAUCUUGACAUCUGCCAAUUGUAAAGUAAUCAAGUUUAAAGUAGUUGUAAAUAAAUUGUUAUAAAUGUAGAAAAAUUAUAUUUAUUUUAAUAAAAUGUUAACAUAUUA
Molecule: messenger RNA, 960 nt
Organism: Leptidea sinapis
Lineage: Eukaryota; Metazoa; Arthropoda; Insecta; Lepidoptera; Pieridae
Gene: DnaJ-11
Product: dnaJ homolog subfamily C member 30, mitochondrial
Exons: 4
Coding region: 193-852 (219 amino acids)
Source: RefSeq, a predicted model, not a curated record